GCCAGAGUGAAAGUGAAGAGGUGACAUCCGAGAGUGCUGGAGUCAUCCUAGCCUGCACCCAACCCUGUCGUUGCUGCCAUUCCAUAUAUAGCUCCUGACAACUGUGUCUAGGGCUGGAACUUCCAGCUCUCCCCACCACCACCUCCUGUCACAUUUCUGCAUCUGAAGCCUAAGCACAGCUCUUGGCCCUGCUGUAGCCUUUGGACAUCCACUGCAACAGGAUGGCUGAGAAGCAGGAGCAGCCGCAAGCCUCCCAGAAUGGCGAAAAGGCUGAAAAUGCAGAGAACGCAGAGAACGCAGAAAACGCAGAGAAUGCAGAGGAGGCCGAAAAGCCACAGGAGCUGGAGGAACUGCCACCCUUCGAAAUUGUAACAGGGGAACGGCUUCCAGCCUUCUUUUUCAAGUUCCAGUUCAAGAAUGUAGAAUACAGUUCAGGCCGGAACAAGACCUUCCUGUGCUACAUCAUAGAGAUUCAAGGCAAGGAGUCAAAAACCUUACGGGGCUAUCUGGAGGAUGAACAUUCAGCAGCCCAUGCAGAAGAUGCCUUCUUCAAUACCAUCUUGCCUACGUGUGAAUCUGGUCUACGCUACAAUGUUACCUGGUAUGUCUCUUCUAGCCCCUGCGUCGGCUGCGCUGAGCAGAUAACUAAGGCACUGAAGAAGAACAAGAACCUGAAGCUCUCCAUUGUAGUGGGCCGUCUCUUCAUGUGGGAAGAGCCUGACAUCCAAGCUGCUCUGAAGAAAUUGAAGGCAGCUGGCUGUAAAAUGAGAAUCAUGAAGCCUCAAGACUUUGAGUAUGUAUGGAAGAAUUUUGUAGAGCAGGAGGAAGGUGAGGAACCUAAGGCAUUUACACCCUGGGAGGACAUUCAAGAGAACUUCCUAUAUUAUGAAGAAAAGCUUGCUGAAGUUUUGCACUGAGGUUCAAGGCCAGCGUGUGUGAAGUUUGCCAACCCUAUGGAGAGACAAACAUGAUAUACUUUGACAUCUGGGACUCCCCCUUCAGUCCUCCAGAGCUGCUUUGAAAAAGAAAAACAACACCACAAGUCUCUGGUUGACAUGUCGCCUUGCUGACUAAAAAUACAUUUAUUAUGCUGCAUGUAGGCAUUUGGUUGUUUGAAAUACAUAAACCUGCAGUGCUGCUGCUCACAUGGGAGGAAAAAGCAUUAUGAUAUGGAAUGAAGUUAACAAUCUGCAGUGCAAAGCUUUUCAUCACUGAAAACUUUAAGCAAAGAAGUCAAAGCACACCAAAGAGCUCCUUACCAAAACAAUAAUGCAAAUUAAAUAAGUUUAGCAAAUGUGGUACUCUUUUAUCAAUUCAGAUCUUCUUUAAGAGAGCAUAAAAUAAGUAUAUGUAGGUCCUGCUAUUCAGCCACUUGCUAUCUGACAAUUCACUUAGAAUUCACUUAGAAUUAUGCCCAAAUCUUGCUAUACACUCUGCAGAUUCACUUGUUUGAACAGUCGGCUUCCUUACAUGUCUACCCAGCAGGAAAUCCCAUUACAUUCAAUGGAAUUUACUUUCAAGUAAAGUGGUAUAGGAUUGCCGCCCCAAAGGUAAAAAACAAUGGUCCCAAUCCAGAAACGUGUGGCAGCUUGAGUCCUUCUUUUCAGCAUGGCCAUUCUUCCAUACCAGCUCCAGUUUGGGGAAACAUCUGAUGUACCUCUGAAGCAAAGCAAGGAACAGCUCAUAGGAGAGAGGGGUGCCAAAAUUCUGGUAGACCUACAUAAACCUUUCCAUCUACCUAAAGGGGUUCUCUAGUCUAGAAUCACAGAAUGUAUUACAAUAUGAUGAGAAAUGUGUAAUAGCAUAAACCAGGGGGUUCUCAAACUGUGGAACCAGUGUUCUGCAAGCUUCAUUCAGAUGGCCCAUGAUGUGUCUGUAAAAAUACAAUUAAAAUGCAUACUGCAUCUAGCACAGUGAGCUACAACAGGCAAAAAAAA
This is a messenger RNA of Podarcis muralis (Common wall lizard), 1937 nucleotides long. RefSeq names its product apolipoprotein B mRNA editing enzyme catalytic subunit 2 (gene APOBEC2). Gene Ontology annotation, cellular component: nucleus; cytoplasm. Gene Ontology annotation, molecular function: cytidine deaminase activity; RNA binding. NCBI's taxonomy places the organism in Eukaryota, Metazoa, Chordata, Lepidosauria, Squamata, Lacertidae. Gene Ontology annotation, biological process: cytidine to uridine editing. The record is from RefSeq and is a predicted model, not a curated record.